Megalobrama amblycephala (Wuchang bream) is the source of this 1818-nucleotide messenger RNA. RefSeq names its product mucin-5AC-like. The transcript has 3 exons. NCBI's taxonomy places the organism in Eukaryota, Metazoa, Chordata, Actinopteri, Cypriniformes, Xenocyprididae. The record is from RefSeq and is a predicted model, not a curated record. Bases 343 to 1818 code for a protein of 491 amino acids.
UUCAGAAAUCAAAGUAUAUAAAAAGUAAAUAUGAAUGAAAUGGCAGUUGUCGUGAUCGAUACUGGUGACACCUGAACCUAAUAAUUGAGUAUUACAUGUUCCCAUGGCAACUGAUUGUCAGGAAACAGUUGGUAAAUGGCAGUUCCUGACACUAUAAAAAGUCAAUUUUACCAUCACUAAUGUGUGUUGGGGUGCAAUUAUGUUUUUUAUGAUUUUGUAGUGGGGUUGCUGAGGUGGUUGUUGAUUCUAGGCUGGACAUGGAGGUUACCACUAUUUGACUCUUAAGUUGCUGGCUUUGUCAGGAUUGGAGGUUAUCCUGUAUACAUUGAGGUUGGUCUCCCCAUGCAGGAUGAUGUGAAACCACAGAGUUCCUAUAGCUGGUAUGGCCAUGAACAUGUAUCAGAUCCCAUUAGUCCUCGAAGAUCUAAUAUCACUUACAGUGCUGCACAAGUUAAGGGUGUGUAUAGUAGUGUAAGCUAUAGUCCUCAAAAUGGCUCUACUGGUUUUGGACCAAUAACUGUGUAUAAGCCUGGUUCUGACUCUGAUGUUAGAUGUCAAGUUCAAGGAUCUCUGUCUUCAGCUGGUAGUGGCAGUCUGGGACCCAUUGCAGUGGCCACGGAAUCAGAAAGUAUGAGCAUUGAGUCUCUACCCAAGCCAGCGCAGCUCAACUAUCAAACUUUAUGGCAGUCUAGUAUCGAGUCUGUGGCAUCUAGUAGCCAGCAACUAGUGCAGACCAGCUCCCAGUCCUGUGGCCAAUUAGUGCGAGUCUGCUACCAGUCUUCAUUGCAGCCUAUUGUCAAGCCUCAUAAAAGUAGACUUCAAGCUGGUUCCAGGAUAUUUUCUGGUACCAGGCCAGUGCAGACUUCAAGUUCCACCUUUUUCGUAAAGCCUUUGCAGCAAAGAAGUGAGUCCUCACAACCCAGCUAUCAGUUAGGACAAGGCAGCUAUGGGUCUGGACUUGUGCCAUUGCUCAGUGGGCAGCAACUAGUGCAGUCAAGCAAUGAUUCCACAGUUCAGCCUAAUGAUGUGCAACUAGCACAGGCAAGAUUCCAACCUGUGGCCCUGCUCAGCCUCCAACAAUCAUCUCAAGCCAGCAGCCAGAACUUGGAACAAGCUGUCUCUCAAUUCUGUGGACCAAUCCAGUGGCCUGCCAUCAGCACAAGCCAGCCACCAGUCUGUGGACCAGUCCAGCGUCCAACACCAAGCCCAAUCCAGCCCACAGUCUGUGGACCAGUCCAGUGCUCUGCCAUCAGCACAAGCCAGCAACCAGUCUGUGGACCAGUCCAGCAUCCAACACCAAGCCCAAUCCAGCUCACAGUCUGUGUUCAGGCCCAGUGGCCCACAACCAUGACAGGCCCUCUACCAGUCUCUGUCCAGGCCCACCCAGUGGCCUGCAGUCAGCACAAGCCUCUUACCAGUCUGUGUCCCAGCCCAGUGGCCUGCAGUCAGCACAAGCCAGCUACCCAUCUCUGGUCCAGCCCAGUGGCCCACAAUCAGGACAGGCCCUCUACCAGUCUUUGUCCCAAUCCAGUAGCCAGUAGCCAGCAGCCAGCACAAAUCCACUACCAAUCUGUGUCCCAGCAGCCUGUAUUCCAGGUCUUUUCUGUGCCAGAGCAGUCAAGUUAUGGGUCUCAUUCCAGUCUUGGUUCCCACUCUCUAGAGCAACCCAGUAAUGUACCUCUUUCUUCAAGCUAUGAGUCUGUGAUGCAGUCUUACAAGCCUGGCUUUCAAGAUCCAGCACCUCCACACUCUCAGACUACUCAAAACAAGCGUUUAUCUCUAGGCAUAUUGAGGUUGUUGCAACAAGUGAAGUCUUAG